AUGGCCACCGCAGAGAUCCCCAGCCGACACAAGGCCCUUGUCUACGAUGAGCCAGGCAAGAUUUCCACCAAGAUCGAAGAGAUCGAGACACCCAAGCCAGGCGUUGGCGAGGUCCUAGUCCGCCUGACCCAUUCUGGCGUGUGUCAUUCAGAUAUGGGAGUCAUGACUAAUUCGUGGUCGUGGCUGCCGGCGCCAACGCAGAAGGGCCAGGUUGGUGGGCAUGAGGGCGUUGGCGAAGUCGUGGCUUUUGGACCCGGAACUGAGAGCACCGUUCUGAAGAAGGGCCAGCGAGUGGGAAUUAAAUGGAUGGCAUACGCAUGCACGCAAUGCCCGGCAUGCCUCGCUGGCCUCGACGCGAGUUGCUCAAGUGGCAAGAUCAGCGGUUACUACUUCCCAGGAACUUUCCAGCAAUAUGCUGUUGCACCUGCACACUACGUGACCCCGAUCCCUGACGGCCUUCCAAGCGAUGUUGCAGCUCCGAUGCUGUGCGGUGGUGUUACAGUUUAUGCGGCUCUCAAAAAGUCUGGUGCGCAGCCGGGUGACUGGGUCGUCAUUCCUGGCGCCGGUGGCGGUCUUGGCCAUAUGGCUCUCCAGAUCGGAUCGAGAGGCAUGGGCUUCAGAAUGAUCGGUAUUGACGCCGGCGAGAAAGAGAAGCUUGCCAAGGAGUGCGGAGCUGAGGUCUUCUUCGACGUGACCAAAUAUGGCAAGGACGCAGACGCAAGCAAGAAGCUCGCAGAAGACGUUAAGCAAGCCACUGGAGGACUAGGAGCGGCGGCCGUCGUUGUUUGCACGGCCUCGAACGUUGCCUACGGGCAAGCUUUGUCGUUCCUUAAGUUUCACGGUACGCUCGUCUGUGUUGGCGUACCCGAGGGCGAGCCAGAGGUCAUUAAGAAUGCUGAUCCAGCUACCAUGCUCGUCUCGUCGCUGCGCAUUGUGGGCAGUGCAGUCGGCAACAGGAAGGAUGCUAUUGAGACUUUGGACAUGGCUGCACGUGGAGUUGUAACGACCCGUUUCACGACCGAGAAGAUGGACAAAUUGAACGAUGUCUUCGAGCGGAUGGACAAGGGAAAACUCCAGGGCAGAGUGGUGCUCGACCUCAGCGACUAG
This is a messenger RNA of Cyphellophora attinorum, 1107 nucleotides long. RefSeq names its product Alcohol dehydrogenase 2. The record is from RefSeq and is a predicted model, not a curated record. NCBI's taxonomy places the organism in Eukaryota, Fungi, Ascomycota, Eurotiomycetes, Chaetothyriales, Cyphellophoraceae. Gene Ontology annotation, molecular function: oxidoreductase activity. The transcript is spliced from 6 exons. Bases 1 to 1107 code for a protein of 368 amino acids.